Molecule: messenger RNA, 1032 nt
Organism: Exophiala xenobiotica
Lineage: Eukaryota; Fungi; Ascomycota; Eurotiomycetes; Chaetothyriales; Herpotrichiellaceae
Exons: 2
Coding region: 1-1032 (343 amino acids)
Source: RefSeq, a predicted model, not a curated record
AUGGCAACCUACUCCUUCGGUUACUACAGAGUUCGAACGGCGUCCAAGCCCCAGUCUCCGGUAGACCAAGCUCAAACCGUUCGAACGCGAGACCGACAACAAGCCACUCGAGGACUUGCAACCAUACCUAACAACGUGACCAGCAACAUGACGGAGUUUUCUUUCCUAGGAGCCGCCGAGCGGAGCCGAGUUCAAGCUGCAGCUGCUGGUACAGCCUCAGGUACGUUCGACUUCACCUUCUCUCAUGAUGCUACUAGUACUGGAGCUGCUCCAUCGUCAACUUUGUCCGAAGACUAUUGGCAUACCGUCCUGGGUUACCAGCCGGGCUCAAGAGUCGUCGCAACUCCAGCUCAUGGUCACGGCGCCUUCAUCACUCUCCGUGUCCAAAGCCUGCGUCAAGCACAGCCACAGCCACAGCCAGCUAGUACUAGCAGUGCUCGACAAGCCCGCCCUGUCCUGAGCCUGAUCAUCCCCGACAACGCGGCCGAGGUUUCCGCAUUCUCUUGGUCUUCUGAUUCCGAUCAUCCUGACGCCGGUGCUUAUUCCGCAUCCGAGUAUGGAGACGACUUGGACAGUGACGAUCUGUCAAUGCACGAUGCUGUCGAGUACCAAGACGAAGACAUCGAAUCUCUCCGGCUCCAAGUUCAAGAAUCCCGCCGUCCCGAUGAAGGUACGUACUCUCCCUGGGCGCGUCAGCUCUUGGAUCCAUGGACCCCUGUUGUCUACGAAGACGAACACGAGGACUUUGGAAUUCUGCCCUAUCAUGAAGACCAAAAUGAGUACCUUCCAACUCUUCCCGUCUAUCAAAUCGCAGACGAAGCCUCACCCGACCUCGGAUCUUUGCCCGAUCUUGAAUAUGAAGACCAAGACCCGGGCCAGGCCGACUAUGAAGACGAAGACCAAGACGAGCCCCUUACCCCUCUGCCCGACUAUGAAGAAGACCAAGACGCUGACACUCACACCUGGUGGCAGAUGAACUGGGCUGUCUUCCCAGGCAAUGGCAACCUGCGCUCGGACACCAAUGGUUGGUAA